AUGCGUGUGGUCGUGGGGUGGCGUGGGGGAAGUCGAAGCGAUCUAGGUUUACAAUAUGACAACCGCAGCCAGACCCACAUGGGCACCUGCCAAAGGGACAUUGCCUCUCACACUACCUUGAAACCUAGAAAAGAAGGACAAGACACACAAGAUGAGCUACAAAGGAGGAAUCUUAGAGAUGAAUUGGAGGAGCGGGAGAGGAGACAUUUUUCAUCGAAGGAGGAUAGAGAUCGUAGAAGAGGAGGUCACCUUCUUUUAGAAGGUUCUAAGAGAGAAGUUGAAGAUCGUAUUGUUCCACAUAAUGUGGAUGCGGAUGAUGCCGAUGUGGGUGUCAAAAGUGAUGAUAGUGAGGAUGACGAUGACGAUGAUGAUGGGGAUGAUGAAGAAGCACUUUUGGCUGAACUUGAACUUAUAAGGAAGGAAAAAGCUGAGCAGAAACUACGAGAAGAACGGCAGAAGCAAGAAGAAGAGCUGCAAGCCAAAGAGGCAGAAUUGUUGCGUGGAAAUCCCCUGCUAAAUAAUCCAGCUUCCUUUAGUGUAAAGAGAAGAUGGGAUGAUGAUGUGGUUUUCAAGAACCAGGCCCGAGGUGAGACCAAAAUUGCAAAGCGCUUUAUCAAUGAUACUAUCAGGAAUGAUUUCCACCGGAAGUUUCUCCAAAAUGGCACUGGGGUCAUAUCUAAGGAUGAGUCCGUGAAAACCUCGAAAAGUGCUUUAGAUAUACAAAAUUGUGCCCAUCUCCAGAAGUUCCUGUCUUUAAAAUUGUCUGCAGCAAUAGACAUGGUCGAUGCCAAUUCAAAAUCAGGGGGAUACAUUGUUUACUCCAUAAUGGUUGCUGAGUUAAAGAAAAUGAGCAAUUCCAAGCGAACUCCAAAUCCCCCCGAGUUGAUGGAGAGCAAUGGCCAGAACAAUGGUGAUGGAGAUAUCCACCAACGCCCGAAGAAAAGGAAGGGUGCCAAAGAGCAUAAUAAGUUGAGCAACGGGUCUACUAAGGGCUGGCGUUUUCUUUUCAUCCUCAGUUUAGACCUCUUUUAA
This is a messenger RNA of Fraxinus pennsylvanica, 1032 nucleotides long. The record is from the annotation of a GenBank genome assembly. NCBI's taxonomy places the organism in Eukaryota, Viridiplantae, Streptophyta, Magnoliopsida, Lamiales, Oleaceae.